Messenger RNA from Rasamsonia emersonii CBS 393.64, 1671 nucleotides. Its product is annotated as SH3 domain protein. The transcript is spliced from 4 exons. NCBI's taxonomy places the organism in Eukaryota, Fungi, Ascomycota, Eurotiomycetes, Eurotiales, Trichocomaceae. Gene Ontology annotation, molecular function: protein binding. The coding region runs from base 1 to 1671 and encodes 556 amino acids. The record is from RefSeq and is a predicted model, not a curated record.
AUGUCGGGCUCCUGCAUUUCGCUUGCUGGUUCCACGACCUGUCCUGCUUUUAAUGCUUCUUCGAUUUCCACCGAUCCCAGUCUUGUUGCGCAAUUUCCCUUUCUCGCCUAUGUUUCAAACGUCCACGAGUUCGACCAGCAAUUGAGCAACUACGUCAAAUCCGACUAUGUCAAGGAGAAAUAUCAGCAGCUGUUAGGAUGUUCGAAAGUCAAUCUUACCGACACGAGAGACUACUAUGCUCGGUAUACGACCAGCGUAAUUUGCAAUGGCAUUGUGCAGAACUCCAAAACCCCGUGCGGUCUCUCGAAUGAGCAGUCAAUGCCUCUCUGUGCCGAUACUUGCGCUCUCUUUGCGACUAGUGAGGAGGAGAUUACGGUGGACUCCCAGCUCUGUGGCACGCCCCAGUCCAACUACGUGAGCCAAAUUCGCGCCGAUUUUACCAACUGCGCGUUGCCUGCAGAUUCGCUCUCGGGAUCCUGUAUUCCGGGGGACCAAAAUGAGCCUGAUGAGUGUGGUUAUGGCACGAAUCUCUUGGGUCUCUGCAGUUAUUGCGCAGCCAGUUCUCCCAAUGCAACCGAUUCGUGCUGUAUAAAUUCAAAUGCCACGGGUCGUUGCGCAAACGUUCACCUUCCGUCGCCAACCACGCUGCCGGCAUUGUUUACAUCUACUUCCUUACCAACAGCGACUUCCAACUCCACCAAUUCGAACCACCAUCUUUCUGGGGGUCAAAUUGCCGGCAUUGCAAUAGGUUCCGUGGCUGGGUUUGCGUUGGUGGUGGCUUUGUUGGCCCUCCUUUUCGUCUGUCUACGCAGACGCAACGCAGCGAAGGGAAGCAACGUCUUAAAUCAGCCGAACCCGCACCGAACAGGCCCGGCCCCAAUGCAAUAUGCUCCUGCACCCACCAGUCAGAAGAGUUUCGAGCCGGUUCCAGGAGGACGAGUGGCCCGAAUGUCGGCUUUACAGGCUGAAUCGGACGGCUCGACUCGCACUCACACCGCUACCACCAGAGGUGGUACGACCAAGUACAGUGACGUCUCUGACUCGGAGGGACUGGGGGCGAGCCCUGGAGGUCUGUCUCGGCGUGGUCCCCCUACUGCUGGGAGGCGUCACGGUUCGCUCUCCAGCACUUCGGUGUUGGCCAUGGAGGGCGAGAAUUCUCCCCAUUCCGGCACGGUUGGGCAGGUCUCCUCUCCCGACGGCGUUACCAGCGGGCAGUCGGAACAGCUUGCUUACUUCCGAGACUACUACUCGCAGGAUGAUAUUCAUCCAGGUGACGCAGUCUCAGUGUUGUGGGCUUAUCAGCCUCGCGCGGCGGACGAGUUCGAAUUAGAAAGAGGAGAUAUGUUGAAGGUUGUUGGCAUCUGGGACGAUGGCUGGGCAACCGGCGUUCGUCUCAAUGAGAGGGCAGAGGAUUUUGAUGCGAAGCACAAUCCCCAACGGGAUAGUGGCGUUUCCAACGGAUCAGAGAAACGAGGCUCAUCGCCCCCGCCUCGAGCAGAGAUCAAGGCGUUCCCGGUCAGUACAUCUGCUGAUUUCCCCUCUUCCUUACAGCUAACUAACGGUUCCUGCAGCUUGUUUGUGUGUGUCUCCCGCAACAUUGGAGAAAGAUCAUUGAAGGGGAUGCGGCAGCUGAGGCUGGUUCACCGCCAUCCUAAUGCACUUCUGAUCUGA